Molecule: messenger RNA, 534 nt
Organism: Notechis scutatus (mainland tiger snake)
Lineage: Eukaryota; Metazoa; Chordata; Lepidosauria; Squamata; Elapidae
Source: RefSeq, a predicted model, not a curated record
AUGAAGACUCUACUUCUCCUUAUCAGUGUUCUUGGACUAGCUGUUGCUUCUCCUUUAUAUCUUAUAGUUCAAAUAGUCCUUAUUGGAUUGAUUACAAAUUUUGGUGUGUAUGAUUCAAGCAGCUCCAGUGAUUCUAGUGAUUCAAGCAGCUCCAGUGAUUCCAGCAGCUCCAGUGACUCCAGUGAUUCAAGCAGCUCCAGUGAUUCCAGUGAUUCCAAAAGUUCUAGUGAUUCCAGUGGCUCAAGCAGCUCCAGUGCCUCUAGUGAGUCAAGCAGCUCCAGUGACUCCAGUGAUUCUAGUGACUCUUCUAGCAGCUCCAGUAGCUCCAGUGAUUCCAGCAAUUCCAACAGCUCCAGCAAUUCAAAUGAUUCCAGUGACUCUAGUGAUUCUGGUGAUUCUUCUGAGUCCAGUAGCUCCAGUGCUUCCAAUAGUUCAAGUGCUUCCAACAGCUCCAGUGCUUCCAAUGGCUCAGAUGAUUCUAAUAGCAGCUCCAGUGAUUCUGGCAAUUCUAGUAAUUCCAGCGGUUCAAAAUAA